This is a messenger RNA of Quercus robur (English oak), 1556 nucleotides long. Its product is annotated as wall-associated receptor kinase-like 22. Gene Ontology annotation, biological process: cell surface receptor signaling pathway; protein phosphorylation. Gene Ontology annotation, cellular component: plasma membrane. Gene Ontology annotation, molecular function: protein serine/threonine kinase activity; ATP binding. The transcript has a single exon. Lineage: Eukaryota; Viridiplantae; Streptophyta; Magnoliopsida; Fagales; Fagaceae. The coding region runs from base 290 to 1324 and encodes 344 amino acids. The record is from RefSeq and is a predicted model, not a curated record.
GUGUUUGCUACUAGUUUCAUGAAAUAAAGGUUUCGAAGUAUACAACAUAUAUAAUUUCUUUUAUAAAGAAACUAGGUGUUUUUGGAUAUUGUAAAAAAUUAUUAAUUUGGAAAUAUUGUAGUAGCAAAUUUUAAAAGAUAUUGGAUUUUUUUUGGGGUACAAAAUCUAUUUAACAUUUAUUAAGAUUUUUGAAUUGCAUAACUUUAAAUCACUAAAAUAUUUUGUUUUUAUUUUCAUAACUUGAGCAGGAAUUAGUGCAAGCAUUGGAGGGCUAGUUCUACUCAUUAUCAUGUGGCGGCUUUACAAAAUGAAAAAGAAAAGAAAUGAAAUCAAGUUGAAAAAACGAUUCUUCAAAAGGAAUGGUGGUUUAUUGCUACAACAACAAUUAUCUUCAAGUGAACAUAAUAUUCAACAUACAAAAUUAUUCACUUCCCAAGAGUUGGAAAAGGCAACUGAUCAAUUUAACAAAAGUAGAAUACUUGGAAGAGGUGGGCAAGGUAUGGUCUAUAAAGGAAUGUUAACUGAUGGAAGAAUCACUGCAAUUAAAAAGUGCAACAUUGUGGAUGAGGGUAAUCUUGAACAAUUCAUUAAUGAAAUUAUCAUUCUUUCCCACAUCAACCAUAGAAAUGUGGUUAAGUUAGUUGGGUGUUGUUUAGAGACAGAAAUUCCUUUGCUAGUCUAUGAGUUCAUCCCAAAUGGAACACUUUCUCAAUAUCUCCAUGAAGAAAGUGAAGAGUUUCCACUGACUUGGGAUAUGCGCUUGAGGAUCGCCAAAGAAGUUGCAGGAGCUUUAUCUUAUCUACACUCAGCAGCUUCACUACCUAUUUACCAUCGAGAUAUAAAAUCUACAAACAUACUCCUUGAUGAUAAGUACAGAGCAAAAGUAGCAGAUUUUGGGACUUCAAGGUCAGUGACCAUUGAGCAAACUCAUCUAACAACGGUUGUAUAUGGCACUUUUGGGUAUUUAGACCCAGGAUAUUUCCAAACAAGCCAAUUUACUGAAAAGAGUGAUGUUUAUAGUUUUGGUGUAGUCCUUGCUGAACUCUUAACUGGAGAAAAACCAAUCUCUUUAGUGAGAAUACAACAAAAUAGGAGUCUUGCAACAUAUUUCACUCUUUCAAUGGAAGAGGGCUUUCUAUUUGAUAUUCUCGAUGCUAGAGUGAAGAAGGAAGGUGAUAUACAAGAGAUCAUGGUCGUUGCUGAGCUUGCAAAAAGAUGCCUAGAAUUGAAUGGGAAGAGACGUCCUACAAUGAGGGAGGUUACAAAAGAGUUGGAGGGAGUUCGAAAAACUUUUAAUGGUCAAGAAAAUUAUGAAAAAGUUUGAUAUUGUUAGAAUGGAAGAAACAAAUCCUUGUGAUGAUGUUUCUACACCAACACAAUCAAUUUUAGAAGCUAGUGCAACUGCAACAUUCGACGCCCUACCACUAUUAUAUUGACAUCAGCGUGAUUGAUAAAAUUGUUUUAAGUAAUAAUUUGCUUUCAAUUUCAUAUUGUGAACUUGUUUAAGACCAUUUUAAUGUACUAUUAUCUUGUCUAUUUUUUGGUAUUUUAUUUUA